GUGUAAUCAUCACUUAUACGUGUAGAAACAAGAUUAUAGUGCUUUUGCCAACGUUUGACAUUUUUUCCUUCACAGCUAUCUAGAUGUUCUCAGAGACUACGAGGAAUCACAAGUUGUCCUAGUUGACUUUGACUCUGUUCUACUUGAAAUGCUGUGUACAUGUACUACCAAGAAGCUCGAUUGGGCACAUGGCGGUCAGUUUUUACAACUCACAUAUUUGAUCGAGUCAUAUCUCAAGAAAUUGAAAGACUGCGGAGCAUUAUUAAAUAUCGUGGCUUUUACUGCAACUAAAUGCCUGUGGUCAGAAUUUCCGUCUGGUUUGCUUGCUCGGCAAGCAAUAGUCACUCACUUGAAAGCAAACACAUCGAUACCUGUACAUGACAACUUUAGCGACUGGUGGGAUCCACUAUGGAAAGACUUCAUUAUGUUAGAGAAGCCAGCUUUCAUACUCUUGUCGUCUGGUGAUAUCAGUUGUCAUUGGGAAGAUGAGACCAGUUCAACUAGUUUAAGUCGGUUGUACGAAUUUGGAGGAUGGAGCAGUUGCUACGAUGUGAUGUUGUAUUCGCUGCUCGUAACUUGUCUGUCAUUGGAAGUCGAUUGUGUAUUUACUGGAGAAUUGCUGGUUGAUGUCAACAGAAUAGUGGGCGACCGCAUUCAUUACUGCUAUCAGAAAAACAAGUUUAUAGCUAAGGCUGAUGGUCUUGUUCACCAGGAGACUCAACAUCUUUUUGAUGUCUUAGGUGAUGCAUCUUGUGUGGUAGAAACUGAUCAACAGUCUAUUGCAAGUAUGAUCAGUGCUGCAGCUAGCAACGAAAUUUUGCGAAAAGGUGGAUGGCGUUUAGUGUGUUCUGCAGUUGCAGUUUGUUGUUGUUUGAGUGAGAGUACCGACGUGUAUGAGACAGAUGUUCUUCACAUGUUUAUUCUUCACACUUUGCUGAUGGAUGUACUUCCCAUACGAGUUCGUACUCAGACACUUCCAUCGAAUGAAGACAAACUUGCUCAAUCUGGUCACAUUAAGGCAUUGAAGCAUCUAAUGCCCAAGUUGCAGCUGAUUCUCGGUAAAACGUUGGAGAGUGUGCAAUCUCAAAUUAUGGAGUGUGAGUAUCCUGAUAUGGACAACGCAACAUUUGCCGACUUGAUGGACGGACGACUGCUCUACAAUUUGAUGUAUCACGUUCUGAAUAACGUCGGUCGACUAUCAAAACACGGAACGAUUGAAUGGUGUUCGGGCGCCUCUGAGUUUUGGCCUUCCAGUUUUGUUGAAACUUGGACUGCCGUUCAAGAUCUGAAUGCUGAAACUGCAGAACUGAAGUGUCUGCCUGCAGGCACUGCUGUUUCCUAUUCACACAUUUCUUCUACUUGGCCCAAACAAUCACUUUCUGACAAAGUGGAAAGUGCCUUAAUGGAAAUCAGCUCGCCUUUGAUUGACGUUGCCGCCAAAGAACUUCAUGAUGUACUACCACAUUCGAGUUCACGUUCUUCAAAGACACUAUGGUCCAGGUCACGUGAGUUUAGCGAAGCUCUUUACUGCAACCGGCAAAACUUAUAUGGAGAUGUGUUCGAAAGUGACACAACUAAAUUGGAGGACAGAGAACGGAGACUACGAAAGCAGCAGAAAUACGUAACAUAUAUACGUGACUAUGCGGAGUCUUUGGAAGGAAGUAUCCACAGUGAACCGAUUGUAGUCAAAAGAGCUAGCACAAAGGUUUCCGACAGUAAAGGAAGAGGCAAGAAACCAUCUGAGUGUGUCACACAGAGAGGCAAAGCUAAGGCUUCCAAGAAGGCACAAACUAUUAUCGAACAGAAUGAGAAAAGGAUAAAUGAAGAGCACGCCAAGAAAGAAUCCGAGCGACUAAAAACCAUAUUAGAACGGGUUACUCGUCCUGAAUCGGCAACGCUUAAUAGAAUCAAAGAGCUGUACAAUUUUAUCGACACUUGCACUACACCAAUGGUAAGACUAGCAGCAAAGAAAGAAAUUUUGAAAUUGGCCAAGUAUGAGUGGGAGAGAAGUGAAUCUGUUUCUUGGGGAGUGCAUCUGUUCAGUGUUGUGCACGAAAUUGUGAAAGAACACACGGACGAUGUCAACGCGCAAGCGAAACUGACGUCGAGAUUGCUGAAAGUUUUGAGAGCCAUGGGCUUUACACAAAACGCAACUCAGGUGGAGAAGUAUUUGAACUCAUGCAUGCAAACUUGUAUUUCCAGUGAGAAGGAGACAACGACGUCUCAAGUAAAGGAAAAGAAAGACAAGCGACUGUCAGGAUCUGAUGAGAAAGCACCCGUCGUGAAGUCAUGUGCUCGGUUUCAAUUAGAGCACAUGGGGCAUUUGAUGAAGCUAGAACAUUGUCAAACGGCUGACUCGAGGGUAACAACGUUUAUACCUGAUCAGUGGCAGAGAGAUCUCAUGGAUUGUAUCGACCGUGACGAGUCGGUCGUCGUUUCUGCUCCUACGUCAUCAGGAAAAACGUUCGUAUCUUACUAUUGCAUCAGAAAAGUGCUGGAAAGAAGUGACGAUGAUCUAAUAGUAUACGUGUCUCCAACAAAAGCUCUCAUUAAUCAAGUCAAUGCGAUUAUAUACGGGAGAUUCGGACACAAGAAAUGCCCGCCUGGUCGAACCGUCUCAGGGACGUGGACAAGAGAUUGGCGAGUCAACGUAGAGACGUGCCAGGUGCUCGUCACGGUGCCUCAAAUGUUUGAAAUCUUUUUGUUGUCUCCUGCAUAUCAAGAGCGGGCAUCUAAAUUGAAGUACGUGAUUUUUGACGAGAUUCAUUGUAUUGGGUCUCGAAGUCAGGACGUCGAUGGCGAAGGUGGUGACGUAUGGGAACGUCUAUUGCUACUCAUUCGCUGUCCGUUUCUUGCUCUAUCUGCAACGAUCGGAAAUCCUCAUGGAUUUCGAGAAUGGCUGAAUGACGUAGUCAGCGUGAAAAGGCGACAGGACGGUGAGGAAAUGACAAGGAGUGGAGUACAACUUGUUGUAUAUGAAGAGCGCUACUCGCAGUUGGACAAGUUUGUAUACAAUCCGUCCGCACAACGAGCAGAUGACGCCAUUCGUGUUCUGCAUCCGUGCACUCUUCUGACUGUGCAACAGUUGAAAUCGGUUGGUUUUCCAAAAGAUUUCUUUUUGUCAGCUAAGGAAACAUUAGCUCUGUAUGAUGCCAUGCGAGACAUUGCCGAGCAGACAGGCAAUCAAGCAAUUCUUGAGAGACUACAGCGACUAGAUCCAGAUUACGUGUUUGAAACGAAUCUUAUCAUCAAUCGUCGUGACCUAAGAGAAUACGAAGCGAAAUUGAAGGAAGAACUUGAGACAUGGGCUCGGCAGGCCAUGAGUGAAGAGGUUGCUGGUGCUCUUACGUCAAAGCGUAUGGGAGUUUCUACGUACCAAGUUUUAGACGCCAUUGAUAAAGACAAUUGGAUGGAUAUUAUUGAUGAUAUGCCGUCGCUGCUGCGACGUUUGCAAGAGAUGGACAGACUUCCUGUCAUCAUCUUUUGUUUUGAUCGCAGUGGCUGUCAAUGGAUUGUACGACAAGUAACAGAGUUUCUUGAAGAAGAAGAAAAAUUGCGUUCAGCAGGGAGUAGUAAACAAACAAGACGAAAGGAUAAAUGGGUUGAGCAGGAACGAAAACGUGUUGAAAGAGAAGCAAAACGGAAAGAGAAACGAAAAAGUGCAAGCAAACGAAAAGAGGACCACGAGAAAGAGGACUACGAGAAAGACGACGACGACAUCGGGUCAACGGCACAAGAUUUGGAUAAAAUUGAUCCUCGGCACUGUUUCGAGUUUGGAUGUACGUUUGUCGAUCGCACAAAAAUCCUAACGUCCGAGGAGUAUAAAACUCUGCAUUCACGUUAUCUUUUUAACUCAGAAUCGUGGCUGCUUCAGGGAUUGCAACGUGGAAUUGCCUGCCAUCACGCUGGAAUGAAAAGCAAAGAAAAACAAAUAGUAGAAAGACUAUUUCGAUCCCGCGCCAUACAGGUAGUUGUUGCGACGACAACACUCGCGCUUGGAAUACACAUGCCGUGCCGUACAGUCGUAUAUGCGGGAGAUUCACCAUGGCUGGAUGAGCUGCAAUACCGUCAGACGAGCGGUCGAGCUGGGAGACGAGGAUUUGAUAGAAUUGGUAACAUUAUCUUUCACGGCGUUUCACGCAGCAAAGUGUCUCGUCUGCUAACGUCGGAUGUGCCUCACUUGAAAGCAAACGUUAUUGUCAGCUUUACCACCAUUGCUCGUCUCGUCGUCUUUGUGCACUUAUCCGAAGACCAAGGGACGGCGCAAAAGCAGGCCGCUAUGAUAUUGAACAAGUCAAUGUUGUGCGCUGAAAAGCCUGAAUUCAAAAGUAUAAUUCAACAUUUUCUUCUCUUGUGUUUGGAGUAUUUACAACAAGAGGGUUUAAUUGAUAACAAAUGCACUCCUAUUGGCCUGUUUGGAUUGAUAAUCCGUUUGCAUUACACCGAUCCUGCAAACUUUGCCUUGUUGAGUUGCUUCAGACAAGGACUUUUUCAUAGCAUCCUGGCUAGACACGGUAUCAAACGCCCUGGGAGAGAUUUUGCCUGGCCAGUUCGAGUUUUAGAAGAAGUCAUGUUGGUAGUUGCUUAUUUGUUCAACCGCCUUUUUCUCCAUCGAUUUGUGAAAAAGCGACACGAUACGAGCGGACAUCGAUCUGGAUCAGUGAUUGCUUUACCACCUUUACCAGAAAUUGUGAAGGAGGCGUUUAAAACCUACAACGACAAUUUGUAUUCAUCGCUUCAAAACUAUCUUCACGUGUGUGGUCCAAACCUGGGCGAUACCGACUGUAGUCUGCCACUCUCACACAUUGAUGCAGUCACAGAAACAAGAAGCUCUCGUGCUCAGACUGGAAUCGAGGCGUUGCUGCAGAAGACGGCGUUUGUACCAAAGUACCGCGUCAACGUCUUCACUGUUUUGUCGGCCUCACGGGUAAGUUCAAGGGAAGCUGUCGACUUAUUCGGAUUCCUAGGACGACGCGUACCCGUUCUAAAAGUGGACGACAGAGACGAACAAGGCAGGACGCGAUACUUUAACGCAUUCGCGUACGAUUUCUUCAAACACGGUUCUGUCAAGACGCUUGAAACUUGGUGUGGGUUAGUGUCUGGUGAUAUCUUUAAUCGUCUCCGCGACAUGUCCAUCAUUUUGCAGAGGAUAAGUUACAUUCUUGCUGAUCUCGAUCCGACAGACGACGCUGUCGUAGAUGUCUUCCGCGCUCUUUUUGUUACAUUUAACGAAAAGUUUAGCAAAGCUUACGAUGUCAAACCUAGAAAAUAGCUGUUGCGGUUUGGGUACGUGACUGGUUUGUUGAUUCGUUUCUUUCAUUGAGUUUAAGUUGUUAAAGUGAAUGACGACAAUUUUAGUUGCAUUGCGAUUCACUGUGUUACAAGGA
Messenger RNA from Corticium candelabrum, 5387 nucleotides. Its product is annotated as probable ATP-dependent RNA helicase DDX60. Gene Ontology annotation, cellular component: cytoplasm. NCBI's taxonomy places the organism in Eukaryota, Metazoa, Porifera, Homoscleromorpha, Homosclerophorida, Plakinidae. Bases 149 to 5272 code for a protein of 1707 amino acids. Gene Ontology annotation, molecular function: nucleic acid binding; ATP binding. The transcript is spliced from 36 exons. The record is from RefSeq and is a predicted model, not a curated record.